Molecule: messenger RNA, 1077 nt
Organism: Lachnellula hyalina
Lineage: Eukaryota; Fungi; Ascomycota; Leotiomycetes; Helotiales; Lachnaceae
Gene: yoaJ
Product: Expansin-YoaJ
Exons: 3
Coding region: 1-1077 (358 amino acids)
Source: RefSeq, a predicted model, not a curated record
AUGGGAUUUAAGUCUCCCGCUACGGCAAAGCACGUUUUCUUCAUCCACUCUUUACUUUCAAUUCUUCGCACAAACCACUCAUUUAUCAUGCAUUUUUCAUCUGCUUUGGCCAUUCCGGCCUUCUUGACCCUGGCAAAUGCUGCAGUCCUUGGGAAACGAGCACUCUCAGGACAAGCAACCUAUUAUGGCGGAAAUGUUGCGGGCGGAGCCUGCUCAUUUUCGACCUACACACUCCCUUCCAAUAUCUUCGGCACUGCUCUAUCAGAUUCGAACUGGGACACCAGCGCCAAUUGUGGAGCAUGCGUAUCGGUGACAGGCCCCGAUGGAAAUUCCAUCACUGCAAUGAUCGUUGAUGAAUGUCCCGGCUGCGGCACGAACCACCUGGAUCUCUUUCCCACUGCGUUCUCCACGCUCGCCACUCCCAGCACAGGUGUCAUUGAUGUUACAUGGUCAUAUGUCGAUUGCCCCAUCACCUCGCCUCUGCAGGUGCACAACAAGGAAGGCGUUUCCAAAUACUGGUUUAGUAUGCAAGUCGUCAAUGCCAACAAAGCAGUCUCCAAGCUCGAAGUUAGCACGGAUGGUGGAAGUACUUGGCAAGCAACUACCAGAAUGGAUUACAAUUUCUUUGAGAACUCAAGCGGCUUUGGCACCGACAGUGUGGAUGUUAAGGUCACAAGUUCGGCUGGCGAUGUGGUUAUUAUUAACGAUGUGGCCAUCACUGCCGGGUCUGUAGUGACGGCCGGCAGUAACUUUGGAUCCUCGGCGAGCACUGCCGCUACGAGCUCCGCUGUAGUCGCAGCAGUCGUGGCUGCUUCUUCCUCAGCUGCAUCAUCUACAACUUCAAUUGCUGUCGUCUCCACGUCAGCCUUGGCCACCCCUUCUUCAGUAGCACCUUCUACAACAUCUAUUGCUCUUGUGUCGACACCAGCAGCGAUCAUUGAAGCUACAUCAGCAUCCAGUGCACCAACUACCAUCGUUCCUACGGCAAGCCCGUCCACAUCUACAUAUUCAUCUUCUCCGACCUUAUCUUUUGCGCCAGAGCCUACAUACGCCGAUGAAGAUGCCUGCCAAUGGUAG